UUCAAGUACAGGUACUUCUGUAGCCUGUGUAUUGAUGCGGGAUACUGGGUACUCGAUACCGUGUCCUUGGUCAGCCUCCCAAAGUUUCCCCAAUGGACACAGCCGCGAGAUCCAUUGCAUUGACCGUUCGUCAUCGCAACAACUCCCAAUUGCACUAGUCAUUCCACGUCGACGAUCCACGACAAAGAGGUAUCCGCCGUCCUUCUGCGCCGCGCAUCCACAGAAUGGCCUCUCUCAAGCGAAAACGACACCGAGGCGGAACCGAUUCAGGUACGAGCUCCUCUGAGGCUGCGGCGGCGGCGGGUGGUGUUGGCGCCGCUACCGCUGCUGCUCCAUUGGCUUCAGGUUCCCCUGUAACCAGGGCGCGCCGAGCGACACGCCAGACAUCGACCGCCCCACUCCCCGUGCUUCCCGACCCGGAACCACCCCGACGGCGCCGACGCCGGGACAGCACUGGCACUGGCACUGGCACUGGCACUGGCCUUGCCACUGACCGGCAGUCUCCCACGUCACCACCACUACUACCACCACCAGGACCACCACCACCACCACCACCGCCGGCCCACCGCGACAAGGAAAACAUACCGAUGCAGUCCAACUCGCAUCACGGACAUGCUCCAAUCAUCAAGACUCGUCUGACGCGCCACACCGGCUUUGACUUUGACCCGCCAUCAUCCGUGCCCACGCCGCCCAGUUCCAGUUCCAAUUCAAACUCCAACUCCAAUUCCAGCUCGCAUCCUCCGCGACCCCACGCCGCCAGCUCCCACUCGUCGUCCAAUUCUUCCCAUUCCGGUCCCCGUGCAAUCACACCCGCCCGAUCAAUCACCAUCAAGACCUCGACAUCAACAGCCCAUCAAUCACCCCUCGCACAUCCGCACCAGGCGCCGACUGCGUCUCCUCUACGUGCUCCUGCCCCCAACCCGACUACGAAAAUCCUCCCAGGCCCUCUCGCCGGAGGACAGGCACGACACGACUCGACAACAGCUCAUGGCCAUGGCCGCUCCGCUACGGGGCCCGUGGUGCUUCCACACCACAGUAUAGUCGGGCAAAACAAGACCAUCUCCAUGGCACCCUCAGUACCACCACCGACACAACAUCAGCAACAACAGCAACAACAACAACAACAACACACACAUCGCUCACCCAUUGCGAGGCCUGGCCCGAGUGGCGGCAAAUCAGACAGACCCGAGCGGGCACCCGGCGAGCGGCCAGACCGUAACAUCGACAAGGUCGUGUUGGGUGACAUAUGCUUCCGGGCAUGGUACCCUUCCUACUACGGAAAGGAGGUUCUCGGUGAAGGCCCGCCUAGUGUUGGCACGACGAUUGCCAAUGGGACAAACCCUUCGAAUCAGGCGGCACAUGGACACCAACCCCACCACCAGCCGCCUAUGCUCGACCGCCUUUACGUGUGCCCGUGUUGUUUCAAGUACUCCAAGGAGCUGGUUGCCUGGAGGAGACAUGUCUGCUUGUGUGAGGCUCGGGGCCACAUUCCCGGAACCAAGGUCUAUGUGCACCCAAAAGGGCGGCGGACAGUUCUCGUACCGACAGGGCCGGCUCCAAAGCCUGGAAGAGGUAAACGUGGAAGUAUCGGGCAGAAGAUGGUCGAGGAGGUGAUCCAGGAUGAAGGGGAAUGGACUAUUUGGAAGGUAGAUGGGGCAGAGGACAUGCUCUUCUGCCAAAACCUUUCCCUAUUUGCCAAACUUUUCCUGGACAACAAGUCGGUGUUUUUCGAUGUUAGUGGCUUCCACUACUUCCUGCUUGUCUUCACUCCGCCUGAUCCCCCGACGGACCCGGACUCAGACGUGACCGAGGUCGUCAAGCCUCGUGGUCAAGUCGUUGGUUUCUUCUCCAAAGAGAAGAUGUCAUGGGAUAACAACAACCUCGCAUGUAUCCUCAUCUUCCCGCCUUGGCAGCGCAAAGGUCUGGGUGCGCUCCUCAUGGGUGUCUCGUACGAGAUAUCUCGACGUGAGGGGAUCAUUGGCGGGCCCGAAAAGCCCAUCUCGGAACUCGGCAAAAAGGGGUACAAGCGCUUUUGGGCCGGCGAAAUAGCCCGUUGGCUCCUCAGUUUGGAGCCGACAGGCACGACACCAGGCGAGGAAACGGUUGUCGACAUUGAAGAUUGCAGCAAGGCAACGUGGAUAGCCCCAGAUGAUUGCUUAGCGGUGCUCAGAGAGAUGGAUGUUGCCGAAGACGCGGGUAAGGGUCCUCCUAAGCCCAAGAUACACGAACCUAGCGAGGAAGAAGUGGGCACCACCCCUUCGGAAGCACCAGCACCAGCCCCAGCAGCUGCAGCAGCAGUAGUAGUGGAGGAUGUGCCGCGGGUUCGAAUCACACUGGAAGCUGUGCACAACUGGGUGACGCGGAACCGCAUUAGCUUGGAAAGGACCUGCGAUCCGGCGGGCUUUAUCGACGACUUCGUCAUGGAGGAGCCUUCUUCAGAGGAAGAGGGAUAAAGAACCUCACAAACCAAGUGACUGCCGGUGCUGCCUAGCUGAUUAUACUAGGCGUCCGCGGCAGCUCUGUUUGUAUAACAACAUUUCAGCAGGAGACGGAUAGCCUGCAAAUCCCAUGCGGAAAAAAAUCCUGCUAACUCGGCUUCCUGCUGGACAAUUAUCUACCUAGGUUGCGCGUUGUAUUAUGGGUAAGAAGCCAUUGGCUCAAUUUCCAAUAUGCUUUACGGCUGCGCUCCUAAUGGUCGAUGUCUUGGUGACAGCGGCGGAGUCUCUGGUGAGGAAAGGAUCACUUUGCCAAAAACGACAUUUGACUAUGUUUACCAGUUUGUACCAGCGAUACGAACCACUUGCUCCCAGGAACCACAGCAACGGUUUCAGCAAGUUUGCUGCUCAGUUCAUUGAUGGACAUUGCGAUGUAUUGUAUUCAUCAUAGUCGGUCGGUGCAUUGUACCAACAACCUCAGGAGAUACAAAGCGCUACUCAAAGGACGAGCGCCAAGCCACGGGGAUCUAGCAUGACACAUCCCGCGCACAACUAGGGAAUUCAUUCCAGGGGUGAAGUGCCCUGCUUUCAGAAAAAGCAUUGCCCAGAAGGAAGGUGGCAGAUUUCUACGUUCUAUCAUUAGCACACUGCUUCACGUGUGCGCUUGGUUUCCAGGGAUCGGAUACCGAGGAGGAGAGAGAGAUAGAGAGAGAGAGACCUAAAGAACGGGUCAAGGAGGCUCUCUCAGAGUUUAGGGAACUAAGAACUACCGCUCUACUCGCUACGAGGAACAACAAUAUCACAUGAAGAACUUCCAUCUUUCCAGUUCGCGCAUAGCCCGUCAUGACAAGAUGGCAGAACUGUCGAAUAAUGUGCCGGAUUAUCUGAAGAUACAGUUUAUCGCUAUGCUCCGACUCUUCUGGCUUGGCUCCCUGUAUCAUACACUCGACGUUAUAACUCAUUGUAUCUUUGUCGUUAAACGUUUGCGUGAGCUACUUACCAGCUCUCAGAUAUCAAUGUCCUCUGGAAGAGUUGACACAUGCGGACGGUAUCGUACACAACCAGGGGGGAUAUGAAAGGUGGUUACCAGAGUUGUGAAUACAAACAAACACUUAGAUAUAAGAAGACGACCCUUUUUCAAUAUCGAUACCAA
Molecule: messenger RNA, 3588 nt
Organism: Neurospora crassa OR74A
Lineage: Eukaryota; Fungi; Ascomycota; Sordariomycetes; Sordariales; Sordariaceae
Gene: hat-5
Product: histone acetyltransferase
Exons: 3
Coding region: 225-2453 (742 amino acids)
Biological process (GO): regulation of DNA-templated transcription
Molecular function (GO): histone acetyltransferase activity
Source: RefSeq, a predicted model, not a curated record